AUGAAGAAAAGCUUGGAUAAUAAUAAUAAUAAUAAUAAUAAUAAUAAUAAUAAUAAUAAUAAUAAUAUUCGCGCGAGAAGCGGCGAGAGAGCCCAGUACAUUCGAAGUCACGAACGCGAUCGGCGUGCAAAAUGGAGGCGAGAUUAUUACGGUAGAAAUCUGGAGACAUCGAUUAACAAGGAAACGUCUGGUGAGAAGACUGCAUCUGGCGGCGAGGUGCGAUUCCACGGCCAACGCGAUAUCCUGCGGGCAAGACCUGACAUACAAGGUCACCGGGCAGUAGCAGGGGGCACACCAACUCACGCCAUCGCGCGCGGCGCGGCGCGGAGCGACCAAUUCAGCAGCGCGGCGCAAGUGUGGGGCGGAGAGGGGCGUGGCCGGGAAGUGGUGAGGCGGCCUGGGCGUGACGUCGCGGGGAGUGGUGGAGGCGAGGCGAGGCGAGGCGUGAGGGGCGAAAGGGUGCUUGAGGACAGGGCGGGCGACAAACAGAAGACUGGAGCCUGCCGGGAGCAGCCCAACUUUUCCACAGGAGACGAGACGAGACGAGACGUUUUCGCGUGCUGCGCCGCCCCAUUGAAAGACGGCGCGCGGGAGCAGUGUCGUCUCGGGCUCGGCGGGCUGCGCCCCCCUGGGGGGGGGUUCCUUGCCGCUCCAUCGCCCGCCGAGGGAGGCAACGCGACGCGACGUGACGCGACGCGCGAGCGAAAAAGAUUCGCUUCCCUUUUUGCGCCCGAGAAGCCUUUGGAUCGGGGAUUAAUAAACAGGGCACCGCCUAAAGAAUUCGCCGCGUUCCAGUUAAAGCGAAGGGGCAACGCGGUCCCAGAGUAUCGCGUUCGUCAGUUCGUUUUGGUGUCGGUAGGGGAGAGAGAGAGGGGGAGAUCCAUUACUUUGAAACAAUCCAGGAUUGAACACGGUUUUUAUUAUUAUUAUUAUUAUUAUUAUUAUUAUUAUUAUUAUUGCUAA
Messenger RNA from Gryllus bimaculatus (two-spotted cricket), 963 nucleotides. The record is from the annotation of a GenBank genome assembly. NCBI's taxonomy places the organism in Eukaryota, Metazoa, Arthropoda, Insecta, Orthoptera, Gryllidae.